Messenger RNA from Vitis vinifera (wine grape), 732 nucleotides. RefSeq lists its product as uncharacterized. Lineage: Eukaryota; Viridiplantae; Streptophyta; Magnoliopsida; Vitales; Vitaceae. The record is from RefSeq and is a predicted model, not a curated record. The coding region runs from base 1 to 732 and encodes 243 amino acids. The transcript is spliced from 2 exons.
AUGGAUGCCCUAGAGGUGUACAUUGUUGAGGUUGAAAGACAAUUAGAUAAAAGAGUGAAAAUUAUUAGAUCAGAUAGAGGUGGUGAAUAUUAUGGUAGAUAUGAUGGAUUGGGUCAACGCCCUGGCCCAUUUGCUAAACUCUUAGAAAAGCAUGGUAUAUGUGCACAAUACACUAUGCCAGGUAAUGCCAGAUUCAUUGAGAAUGGUGAAAUCCGUGGGAGUGAUCAAUUACAAAAAACAAAUAUUCAAGAAGUUAGGGUGCAAGUCCCACUACCCAUAACUUCUAAAGAAAUUGUUGUUCCUACAAUUGUAGAAUCUUUUGACAAUGUUGAACAACAAAUUAAUGAUCAAUCACUCUCUAAUGAGACUAUCACUAAUGAAUCAAUUAUGGAAGAACCACAACAAUCAACAUUAAGAAGGUCUCAAAGAGAACGUAGACAUGCUAUUUCAGAUGAUUAUGUGGUUUAUUUACAAGAAUCUGAUUAUGAUAUUAGGACAAGUAAAGACCCGGUUUCAUUUUCACAAGCCAUUGGCUGUAGUGAUUCUGAUAAAUGGAUUGAUGCCAUGAAUGAUGAGUUGAAAUCAAUGGAUCAAAACAAAGUCUGGGAACUUGUCGAAUUACCUGAAGGAUAUAAAAUAGUUAGUUGUAAAUGGGUCUUUAAGACCAAACGCGACUCAAAAGGCAAUAUUGAACGACAUAAAGCUAGACUUGUGGUCAAAGGUUUCACUUAA